AUGAGGAGCGAGGACGAAGAAGAGAACGACUACGAGGAGGACGAGGAUGAGGAUGAGGAGGAGCUCCGGGAUGAUGGCGGAAAGGAAGAGGCCGACUUCGAAGACGACCAGUUCGACGAUGGAGAAGGCGAUGGCGAGGAGGGCGAUGGGGAUGACGAUGAAGAUGACGAUGACGACGAUGGAGAUGGAGAUGGAGACGAUGAGGAUGACGAUGAGGACGAUGACGAUGAAGACGACGAUGAGGACGAUGACGAUGACGAUGGCGACAAUGAGGACGAUGGAGCCACCGGCCCGGCCGACCAGGAGAUGGAUGUCGAGGAGGCCGAAGUUGCCUCGCGGCGGUCCAAGACCGAGGAGCUCAAGCCCAUCGUUCCCGGCGAGCAGCCACCACCGCCGCAUAUGAUGCGCCGGAAGCUCUUCAUCCCAGGCUAUACCGAGCCGCCAUCGUCCUUGACGAUCGAGGCCAUCGUUGGCAUCCCGCUGCCGUCGGCCGUGCACGCCAUCGCGUCGACGACCUGCCUCUCGUACCUCCUCACCGGGUCGCAGGACGGAUUCGUCCGCUCGUACGACUUUUGGGGCAGCGUCAACGGCGCCCAGCUCAUGACAGCGCAGCAGCGUGCAGUCGUCGGCCUCGGUGAAGGCGUGCACAAGGCUGGUGUUGGACGAGGAUGGUGGUCGUGCGAGGUGCCAGUCACGGACAACGCCGGCGCGUCCAGCAGCAAGACGGAGCCCGUGUUCAGUCUGGCGUGCCAGCCAGAUGGCAUCUGGGCGCUGGCAGGUUCUCAGUCUGGUCCCAUCAAUCUCUACUCCCUCCGCCACGAGCCAGGCCACCUCAUCACGUCGCUCAAGGGCCACAGCAACGUCGUGUCGUGUCUCCAGCUGCUAGAUACCGAACCGCACUUCAUCAGUGGAUCAUGGGACGGAGCAGUGAAGGAGUGGGACUUGAAUACGGGCCAAGUGGUUCGGACGUAUCCUACGCACGGUGCGCAAGUAUCGUCUAUCGGACUACGACCCCUCAACGCCGCGACGUCCACCUCACCACCUCCUGAGAACGGUGACGGGCCAAGCAUAUCAGUUAAUGUCGGGCCAGACUUCUUCACGGCGGAUCAGAAGGCUGAGGAUGGGGCAGCAGCCAACGGCACGACGCCCGGGGCACCAGAACCAGCUGUUCCCGCGGCCGACGUGACGAUGGCGGAUGGCGACGCGGACGCAGAUGGCGAAGGCGAUGAUGCCAAGAGCGCAGCAUCCUACGACCCGCUCUUCGACGACGAUGAUGCAGAAGGCGAGGAGGAGUCCAAGGCAGGUGACGUGACCAUGGCCGACGCGUUGGCAGGCUCGAUCGUGCCCGCAGUCUCGACGCCGACACCAACGGUCAAACCCCCAAGCGGGCUGGGUCUCGCACUGCCCGGGGGAACGCCCAAGGCGUCGCCCGGCCUCGCGCUCCCAGGAAGCACGACGACGAAAGCGACCUCGCCGCCGACCGCCAACGGGUCAUCAGCGCCCACGCCUCACCUGUUCGGCGCCGCGGCGUCCGCACAGGCCAGCAGCUCGAGAGCAGCUGCGGCGAGCAUCCCGCUCCUCUCGCCGACAGAGUAUCGCCAGUUCUCGAACGACAUCCUCCUCACGUCGUCGAUGGACGGCCAGGUGACCCUCAUCGACCGCCGCGUGCCGUCAAGCGAGGGCGGGGAGCAGACGGGCGUCGGAAGGCUGAUGCCAGGCGAGAAGGCGCCACCAUGGUGCAUGUCGGCAACAUGGCUCGGAGACGGCAACCAGGUGCUGGCGGGCAGGCGAAACGGCACAAUCGACAUCUGGGACGUGCGCAAAGCUUCGUCCACGGCACCCAACCUCCUCCGCACGCUCAAGACACCGGCCGACUCGGGACCAAUCAGCUGUAUCGUUGCGUUCCCCGAUGGGCGGCACAUUGCCACCGCGUCGCAGGACAACAUCAGGCUGUGGAACACGCUCGAGUACUAUCAGCCCGAGGAGAGCAUCAAGAAGAGCCGCUCGCGCCCGCCAUUCCGCAUCAUUGCAGGGCACCAUGGCGGUAUCAUCUCGUCGAUGAUUGUCGACCCCACAUCGCGCUUCCUCAUCACGGCGAGCGGCGACCGUGGCUGGCAGGGCGAGAGCACAAAGGUCGUGCUCAUCCACGAGAUCAAGUGGUAGCGAGCGUGUCAAGCCGACCCGAGUUGUACUAUUGCCCUAUUCUCCACACUAUGCAUGGCGCCGUGCUGUCCGCCACCUUUGCUACAUACCCAGGCGGAAACAGGCGCCACAGCGACAAGAUGUGUUGUUGCCGUGAGCCCGAUAUGAUGUCUCUACACUUGAAUUUACCACUAUGAUGAACGGAAAGUAAAGGAAAAGGUUAUUGAGAGCCCCCGCGGUAGGGUGAGGGGCUUGGGGCUGGGUGGGGUUUGCUAUUGCUGUUGCUGUUUGCCUGCUUCUCAGUAGAACCUCAUGCCUGUAAUAGUCAGCGCUGUUCCAAACCCGACACCGCUCCUCCCUCACGGUCGACCCGAUACAGCUCCGCCAUCGCCCCAGUGUUACUACUCACGCUGCUCUGCAGAGCACGAGCGUGUGCGUCCGGAUCCUUGGGUUCGAGAAGCAAGCUAAGGUCGUAGAAGUCCGAGUCGUCGCGCUCGGCGUCGGUCAUGCCCUCCUCGAUAAAGUCCAACACAGGCUGGUACACGACCAGGUUGUAUGGCUGGGACUGGUACUGUUGAAUGUCGCGCAGCACAUCGGCCGUGAGCUGGCGCUUGAAGAAGUUGAUCAGCAGCGGGCCGCCAGACUCGUUGGACUGGCGAGGCCCGUUGGUUGCUGAUGUCGCGGUGGUAGCAGCGCUGCGCGUCGUGCCAGCCAUUGACGGUGCACGAGGGAUCGAGCUCGUCGAGGUUGACGGUGUCAUGGCGAUGGACGAAUUGUUUGGAGUCUGUGCGACCACAAAGUCCUUGUUGCCCUCCUCGAUGAACACAAGCGCCGAGAGGUAGAAACCAAAGAACGGCACGCAAGGAGGGUUGAUCGUCUUGAGCAUCUCCUUGUACUUUUGGAAGUUCUUGGUCCGGUCCAUUGUGUCCUCGAUCGCAUUGAACUCGCGCAUAGACUUGUCGGGGACCAGCUCCCACGUCUUCUUGAGACGCGUGAUACCAGAGCCAGACAGACCCGAGAAGACGCCCGCCAUGCCGGCAAAGUUGUUGAGCUGGCGAAGCUCGGUGGCAAUGGCGAUAAGAUGGCGAAGAACCAAUGAUCGCUCCCUGACGUUCCUGCUGCGAAGAAUGAGCAGCGACGUCCAGCGCGACAGGCGGUUGGUUGCCGUGAUUGUGUGCAUGAGGUUGGGGGCCAGUUCGGUGUUGUUCUCGGCUUGCCACGCCUUGUGCAUGCACUCGAUCGGCUUGAUGCGCUGGUAAUAGCCCGACUCCAUGAUUGUAAGCUGGCGCGCAAUCUCGAGAGCGGAAUAGUCGAGGAACGUCACCGGUCGGCCUGGCUGCGACUUGAUCGGCAUGGGAGCAGGAGGAGCCGCCAUGCCCUUGCCCGUCUGGCGCGCGGCGUUCAGGUCAAGGCGCUUACGGCUUCGUCCAAUGAGUGUGUCAAGCUGCCUGACAAGCAUCUCUUUCGCGCCCACUGUCCGUGCCUGCGCAAACGCCUCGACCUUGGCGAGGAGCUCCUCGUCUUGGCCUUCGACAAAGUGCUGGUCGAGCCAAGUUUUUAAGGUAUUCACAACUCUGAGGCGGAUAGGUGUCUGCUUCCUGACCGUCCACUGCAUGAGCUCUUCUUCGUUCAGCCCAGGAGGCGGCUGGAUGUCGAACCGCUCGAUUAGGAGAUCGAUGAGCUCUUCUGUUGUCACAAACGAACGGUAUGUGAGCAUGAAGGCCUUGAAGAAGUUUGUGUCGGCCGCAGUGUGCGCUGUGAGACGCUCAACCAGAACUUGGAUCGUGCCGGCCUUGAGGACGUGGUUGUCAUCUUCCACAAUCUCCCCAGGUGGGUAGGCAGUGGCGAGAUACCAGGGCUCAGACUUGCCCAUCAUGGCCAUGGGAGGAGGAGGUGCGGCAGGGGAUACAGGCGUUGAGGGCACUGCGGGCACGGAUGCCCCCUGAGUUCGAGAGAACGUGUCGUCGCCAAGCAGCUUGGCCAGCUUCUUGCUGCCCGAUCUGUUCCUGUUGGUGCGAGGCUCCUCUGGGGCAUCGCUGCUGGAACGAUUCCGGAGGAAACUGGGGACGGCCUUGAGAAUGCUGGCGCGGUUGUUCGCGCGCACACUGCCAGCCUCAGACUCUUGCUGGUACGGCAGCGACGUCUGCGAGCUGGACGCAUCGGUCGCCUUCUUGGCGGCCACGCUAGUCUGACUCGCAAUGGUCGACUGCGAGUGGCGGCGAGACGAAGGCUGGUGGCUUGACUCGAUAGAUCGGUGGCGGUUCUGAAUCUCCUCGCGUUCAA
This is a messenger RNA of Vanrija pseudolonga, 4425 nucleotides long. RefSeq names its product Transcription factor SPT8 (gene SPT8). Gene Ontology annotation, molecular function: protein binding. Lineage: Eukaryota; Fungi; Basidiomycota; Tremellomycetes; Trichosporonales; Trichosporonaceae. Gene Ontology annotation, cellular component: nucleus; SAGA complex. The transcript is spliced from 10 exons. The coding region runs from base 1 to 2163 and encodes 720 amino acids. The record is from RefSeq and is a predicted model, not a curated record.